AUGAGAGAGAAAAAGAUAGAUCAGCGUUGGCCCAGCAAUGCCUCUGCUUUCUCGACGGCCGAUCAUCACACUUCUGUAGAGAUUGAGGAAGAAUCUCUCCCGAAUUAUCACCCUAACAAGUACUACCCAGUGCGACUAGGGGAGGUCCUCAACAAUAGGUACCAAAUACUUGCCAAGCUGGGCUAUGGAGUGACAUCGACUGUUUGGUUUGGGAGGGAUUUAUAUGACUCCAACUAUGUGGCCCUAAAGGUAUAUGUAACAGGGCAAGAAACAAACCACGAGCUGAAGAUCUACGAACGUAUCAACUCCGUCUCGACCGCCCAUCCUGGCAAACGAUUCAUCCGCAAGCUCCUCAACCAUUUCCCUAUCCAAGGACCGCAUGGUCGACAUACGUGUCUUGUCCAUGAGCCUCUUGGAAUCAGUUCCGGCGAACUAAUGCAGUGGAUUCCUGGCCAGGCGAUGACCCUUGAGGAUCUAAAGCCGUGUAUCCGUCAGCUGCUUGUCAUUUUGGACUUUCUACGCUCCGAGGCCAAUGUGAUCCACACAGAUCUUCAACUUAAAAAUCCCCUUCUCCCGGCACCUGAUCAACAGACGCUGUCCAGCUUUGAAGAAGCAGCAGUGAGAACACCGUCCGCUAGGAAGGUUCUGCACGAUCGAACAAUAUACACGUCCUCAAGAUUCCCACCCAGUAACGGUAUCCCCCUGUUGAGUGAUUUCGGCGAAGCUCGAUUCGGCGAUGAGGAGCACGAUGAAGAUAUCAUGCCGAAUGUUCAUCGAGCUCCUGAGGUUAUACUCAAGAUGAAGUGGGACUCCAAGGUUGAUAUAUGGAAUAUUGCCAUGGUUGCAUGGGACAUUGUCUGCCCUCGUACUCUCUUCGAUGGUAGAAACUCCGACGGCAUCUUCGAUGACCGGGUGCAUCUUGCAGAGUUGGUUGCCCUUCUAGGCCCUCCACCGCCUGAAUUUCGCCAAAAGAGCAAAGUCAGUUCGGUUUUCUGGGACGAGUCUGGAAACUGGACCCAGUCAGUACCUCUCCCUGAUACAAACCUAGAAUGCUUAGCUGCCAAAAUCCGGGGAAAUGAUAAGCAGGGUUUCUUGCGAUGGCUUCGCACAGCUCUGCAGUGGAAUCCAGCAGAUAGACCUACAGCUUUGGAACUUCUUUACGAUGAGUGGAUGAUGAAGGGGCUUAACCUACGGAGUUCCAAGCCAGUCAAAGAAAGAGACAACUAAGGGCAUACCUCUCGAACAUGAUCAGGUCCUAUUCUUUGAGUGAGUCUUGCCAUCCCACUACUUCAAUACAACCAACCCCGCUACGCGUUGACGACCAAAGGGUAUCUCUGCAGCUAGAGGCCCAC
Molecule: messenger RNA, 1352 nt
Organism: Aspergillus campestris IBT 28561
Lineage: Eukaryota; Fungi; Ascomycota; Eurotiomycetes; Eurotiales; Aspergillaceae
Product: CMGC protein kinase
Exons: 7
Coding region: 1-1227 (408 amino acids)
Biological process (GO): regulation of mRNA processing; protein phosphorylation; spliceosomal complex assembly
Molecular function (GO): ATP binding; protein kinase activity
Source: RefSeq, a predicted model, not a curated record